AUGAAUAACGUCCAAUGGGAUGCAGUGAAGGAUGUGAAUAAUGUCCAAUGGGAUGCAGUGAAGGAUAUGAAUAACGUCCAAUGGGAUGCAGUGAAGGAUAUGAAUAACGUCCAAUGGGAUGCAGUGAAGGAUAUGAAUAACGUCCAAUGGGAUGCAGUGAAGGAUAUGAAUAACGUCCAAUGGGAUGCAGUGAAGGAUAUGAAUAACGUCCAAUGGGAUGCAGUGAAGGAUAUGAAUAACGUCCAAUGGGAUGCAGUGAAGGAUAUGAAUAACGUCCAAUGGGAUGCAGUGAAGGAUGUGAAUAAUGUCCAAUGGGAUGCAGUGAAGGAUAUGAAUAACGUCCAAUGGGAUGCAGUGAAGGAUAUGAAUAACGUCCAAUGGGAUGCAGUGAAGGAUAUGAAUAAUGUCCAAUGGGAUGCAGUGAAGGAUGUGAAUAAUGUCCAAUGGGAUGCAGUGAAGGAUGUGAAUAAUGUCCAAUGGGAUGCAGGGAUUGUGAGCUCCACACUGUUUUUCCUACUGUCAUGUGAUGCCCUGCUGAGUGAUGGACCACCCACCUUGCUGUCCACCUCCCAGCCCUCUCCUCUGUCCCUCAUGGACCUGGACCAAGAUGUGGAGGAGCAGCCGGAGAGGAUGACCGUUCCAGGCAGCCCCACCACAGUACCAGGCCUAACCUCCCAGGGACAGGAGUCUUCGGGGUUAUUCAAUGACGACAACAAGCCUCUGCAGUCCUCUGUUCAUCUCUGGGACGAUGUCAGAGACCAAGUCAACAUCACUGGUCUAGAUAGGAAGUCCCUCAGAGGUUACAGUCAGACCCUCUCCCAGACCUCAACCUCUCCUAUGGAGGAACCCAGACAGGGAAAUCACACCUCUCCCUUCAAGGAUGCGGUGGAGAGGCAGGAGCGGGAGCUAUGGGAGAUGGAGAGAGAGUCCAGCGGCCUCCCCCUGGAGGCUGGCUACGGCCAGAACCAGAGCCUGCCUACCACCACCUACAACAUCACCACAUCCAACACCACCAUCUCCAACACCACCACCACCCCCACCUCCAACACCCCCACAACCCCCACCUCCAACACCACCACCACCCCCAACACCACCACCACCCCCACCUCCAACACCCCCACAACCCCCACCUCCAACACCACCACCACCCCCAACACCACCCCCACCUCCAACACCCCCACAACGCCUGCUGCUGACCCUCUGGUUCCUGUAGACUCAACCACCUUAGACCCACAAUAUGUCCCAGUGUACGGGGGUUCACAAUCAGCUCCUGAAGACACAGUGGAGGUAGAGGUAGCAGAUGAGGAGGAGGAGGAGGAGAGGGAGAGUUCCACCCCUGAGCCUGAUGCCUCCACCUCCAGACCAACCCUCCCAGACCAGGAGGAGGAGGAGGAAGAGGAGAGGGAGAGUUCCACCCCUGAGCCUGAUGCCUCCACCUCCAGACCAACCCUCCCAGAGGUGGGUGUCUUCCCCAGCCUUGGGCCUCUCCAGUCGGACAACACCCAUACAGAAGACCAGGAGGAGGAGGAAGAGGAAGAGGAGGCAGUGGUCCUUGGAAGACCUAGGAGUGACUCGGGAAGAGCAGGGAGAGGAGGGGACAUCUCUCCCCUGACCACAGCCCCCUUGGCGUCUCUGGCGCCCACGGUCGACGUCACGGAGGAUUCAGCGGUCCGUCUGGAGGACGAGGAGAUGUUCGCUGGGAAGGAGAUCCAGGAGGAGGAGAGGAGGCAGGAGGAGAGGAGGCAGGAGGAGGAAAAUAAGCAUGAUGAGGAGGAGCAGGAGGUCAGGCAUGGAGGAAAAGAGCUGUUAACAGAGGCAGAGCUCCUCCGUGGUGCACACUUCUCACAGGAGAUACAGCAGGUGAUCUGUGUGGACUGGAGCGAUCUGGCUGGGAAGGGGUACGUCAUCCUCAACAUGUCAGACAACGUUGACUGUGAUGAGUUCCGUGUGGAGAGUGGAGAGCGGCUCUUGGAGCUGCUAGAGACAACCUUCUCUAGGAAGAUGAACAGUCCUCAGGGCUCCUGGCUCAUCUCUCUCUCUAAACCCACCAGACAGGACCACCAGCUGCUCGUCACGCUGACCAACGAACACGGAGUUAUUGCCACCAAGGAUAUGUUGUCAAUGUUAGGCGAAAUCAGGAGAGGUUUACACGAGAUUGGUAUCCAGAACUACAGCAGAGCUGACACCUGUCACUCCAGGCCCAGUCAGACGCGUAGUGACUACGGGAAGCUGUUUGUGGUCCUGGUGAUCAUAGGUUCUGUCUGUGUGGUCAUCAUCGCCUCUGGUCUCAUCUAUAUCUUCUGGCAGAGACGCCUGCCUAAGAUCAAGACUAUGACUCGAGGUGAGGAAUUUCAUUUUGUGGAGAACGGCUGCCAUGACAACCCUACCCUGGAUGUGACGAGUGACGGCGGGGGGCAGCCAGAGAUACAGGAGAAGAAACAUCGCCACGCCAACGGACUGACGGCUGGGUCUGUGGGGGAGGGAGGGAGCAGUGGCUGGCAGGUCCUGGUCAACAAACCUGGAGUGAAGGAAGAGGAUAAUAUGGAAGAGGAUACACACCUUUAG
Messenger RNA from Oncorhynchus nerka (sockeye salmon), 2565 nucleotides. RefSeq names its product podocalyxin-like protein 2. The transcript has 9 exons. Gene Ontology annotation, biological process: leukocyte tethering or rolling. The coding region runs from base 1 to 2565 and encodes 854 amino acids. NCBI's taxonomy places the organism in Eukaryota, Metazoa, Chordata, Actinopteri, Salmoniformes, Salmonidae. The record is from RefSeq and is a predicted model, not a curated record.